AUGAUUGAAGUCCCGGAAAUAGUGAAUAGCACACAGAUGGAAGAAUCAAUAAACUUCACCAAAGCGUAUAUCGGAAGUAUAGAAUGGACUAACAAUAUGACAUAUGGAGAAAUUCUCAAGAAUAAGAAGUAUUCUGGAUGCAACUUAUGUUCUUAUAAGAAAGAUAAUGACACUAUUGCAAAUAGUACUCCAGAUGAUCUAAUUAUUGGUUUAUUAUACAGUGAUUUUCCAAACAAUCUUUUAACGCUUGUUCGAUCUAUUAGAACGACAGGAUGUAAAGCAACAAUUGCUAUUUUAACAUGUACAGAUGUAGAAAAGCAAUUACCACCUAAAUACCUUGAAAAUCUAGAAAACUGCGGAGUCAACUUAGUUCCAAUCCCUCGAAUCGGAAGGAUCCAAAAUAUUCAUGGAAAUCUACUCCGCCAUUUAAUUUUCGCAAUGUUUUUAAAUCAAUAUUGGAAAUCCUUUAAUAGAGUUGUUAUAUUAGAUGUUUAUGAUACAUAUUUCCAAAGAGAUCCUUUCACAACAGAAUUUAAUAUGACAAACGUAUUCUUUUCCUAUGAAAGCAAAAAAUUUAGUGUUAAUGGAGUAAAUAAUCUAUGGGUUUCUCGCCUAGACGCAAACUAUUCAAAGAGUAAGUACUUUGAUAAGUACCCUUUGUGCUCUGGCCUUUUCGUAGGAACUUCAGAAAAUUUAGUGAAAUUUUACAGAACUUUUGUGAAUUUAAGCUUUUGGAAAUGGGUAGCAUUUAAAGCUCAAGAUCAAGGCACAUUGAAUGCAAUGUUCUACAAUAAUAAAUUCGGAGAUCUCGUUCAGAUUGAUCCUGACAGAAAAUACGUUUCAGCAUACUUGCACAAUUUCAUUAAGUCGGAGAAUAAAACAGAUCUAGUUAGGUAUGAUGAUGGAGUGAUUCCCAGAAUAAUUCAUCAAUAUGAUAGAAAGCAGCAAUCAUCCGAAUUUAUAAAAACAGCAUGUCCAAUGUUGGGAUUUUGGCAGCGGAAGCCAUAUGCAAGAUACGACUGGAGACAUAUUUCCUAG
Trichomonas vaginalis G3 is the source of this 1038-nucleotide messenger RNA. RefSeq names its product nucleotide-diphospho-sugar transferases family. The record is from RefSeq and is a predicted model, not a curated record. The coding region runs from base 1 to 1038 and encodes 345 amino acids. Lineage: Eukaryota; Parabasalia; Trichomonadida; Trichomonadidae. The transcript has a single exon.